Messenger RNA from Toxoplasma gondii ME49, 6319 nucleotides. RefSeq lists its product as hypothetical. NCBI's taxonomy places the organism in Eukaryota, Apicomplexa, Conoidasida, Eucoccidiorida, Sarcocystidae. Bases 585 to 3596 code for a protein of 1003 amino acids. The record is from RefSeq and is a predicted model, not a curated record. The transcript has 9 exons.
GGAGUGCCAAUCGGCGACAAUUAUUAUCCAUUUCCUAACCAGACCCAUUCAAGCUCAUCGUAAAGAGCCACAAUUUCUGCACACCCGCCUUAUUUGACGUGCUGCGAUCCAUGCGGUUUCCCGAUUCGCAGAAGAUCGGCUUUCUGCCAUGGACGCCGCGACAUUCGGGUCUUGUGGCACGCCAGGACCUUCGUGAAUGUCUGUCGACGCGAGUGCCGGACUUUUUCGAUCUUUGCUAAACUGUAUCUCGGCUUUUCAUUCCUCCGUGAUCCGGCGCAUAUGCUGCCGCGAAACUCCUGCAAAAUUCUUCGUGUCUUCUACGGGAUUUUCGUUUGUCUGCCUCGAUCUCGAGUCGUCUCCGCACUGUUGUUGCUGCACCCUGGAAGCUGAAGCCGCCUCCUUACCGGCAUGUUCUGCCGUUUCACACGCUUGACGUCCUGACGGACUGCAGUUGAGAGACGGGAAACUGCGCGCCAAACUGAACGGGGUGUGUGUGCGUUGUACGUACACCAGAGUCCGCGGCGGUCUGGCAUGAGAGUCGCGUUCCGUUUCCGCUGUAUUACACGGCGGUGCAGAGCAGCUGAAUGCCUCCAGUGUUUCUUCUUUCCGCCUCUUUCCUUCCUUCACCGUCUCUCAAAAUGUGGUGCGACCUUUUUUCCGCUGCGAAAGCCAAAUUUGAGCAACAGAAACAGGGGUACCGGUCACACAACGCAGAAAGGGAUGCGCCGGCCUUCCCGACCCCCCCCGCUCUCGUCGCACAAAACAGCGGCGUCACCUGCCCUGCGACGUCAGAAAACUCUUGCGUAACUCCUCCCUCGCUUCGCUUGGCUCCUGCUUCCGCCUCUGCCAUUUCAACCCAUGUUACCCCGGUCAGUUCCGUUGCCCUGGCUUCUGCGUCUGAAGUGACGGCGUCUCCGGCUGUGUGUGCUGCGACGGCGUCUUCAGAAGGAAGUCCGGAUGCAGGGGCUUCUCAGCCCUUGUCAGUAGGAAGAGAAGGGGUGGGGAAACCGCGGAAGUUGAAGAACAUCGCUCCGUCGGGUGUCUCUGCGUGUGCAGAGGGUGAGAGUUCCCAGGAACCGAAACCCAAGAAGCCACGGAUGAACAGACACACUGCUCGCGAAGGAGCCUGUCCGCAGCAAGGGACGGAGGCCGAAACUUCUAAGACGCAGGCCUCAACCCAGAAGACUGCAGGGGCGAAGAAGCGCCCACGCCGUCCCAAGGGGGCGUCUGCCUCAAGUGCUAAGAAAGACGAUGCCUCGGCUCUCACUACGACUGAGGGGGGGGCGACCUCUCCAGAUGCGUUAUCAGCUUCUUCGGUGUCUGCAAAGGAGUUCCAGAGUUCACACACUUCUUCCUUCCCUCCUCGGGUGUCUGCUGUGCCGCCCAACGCUCCCGCAGCUCUGUCGCCUUCCACUGGCGCUCCCACAGACGAGGCUUCUGUCUCUGCCUCCAAAGCGCCUCAGCCUCCUCCCCUGCUGUCUUCUGUACAUCAGGCUCACGAAGCGGCUCCGACGAAGACGCCGAAGGGCCGCUUGCAAGCAGCAGCUGCUUGGACGCCGGCGAACUCGCCUCGCGCGAGCGGGACCAACAAGGAAAACACAAACAAUGCGCCUUCCUUCCAAGGCGGAUCCAACAGUCUCCUAUGUUCCCCGCGGUCCCUCUUUCGCGAUGACACGCUGAGCAAGUUCGCGGCGAUUCUGGCGACGUCUCAGCAACAGCGAGAAAAGAAAACGAAACUCCCAGAAGCUGCUUCGGUAGUGAGCGCACCUGGUAUAGUGACAGAAACACCGGGCGUUCCAGUUCUCUUGUCGUCCUCGCAAACGACACUAACAUCCCAGAAAGAAGUAGCCUCUGCCGAGACAAUAGACUCUGGAGACGCCGGACGUGGAGUCUCUUCCAGAAUCGAAAAAGCUCCUCAGUGUCUCGCCUCUCCACUUCUGUCUCCUCCUCCACAACAUCCGUUUGCUUCUUCACAGAAUCCUUCUUCUUUUCGGAAUCCGUCUUCGUCUUCCUUCCAGAACCAGUUUCCUUUCCAGGCAGUUCCUGAAAUCUCGCCGUGUCUCCAGGAGACGACGGAGUUGCCAGUGCGCGGAGGCCGAGAAGGCGAGACGAAGGUUGGUGGGUCGACGGACUUGGCAUCUCCGUCUGUUUUUCGUCGUUCUGCAGAGGACGGCGACGCAGGUGCGUUUUCGAGCGCAUGCAGUCGAGUUUCUUAUGAAGACGCGACCGAGGCCUCUCGACAGGCGACGGCGCAGUCGGAGGCGAAGAAGGAGGAGGUUUCCGAGCCGCAGGCUGCGGCAGGGGUGUCUCCCUUUGCGGUGUCUGGGGUAGUCCUUGAAAGGUCCUCUGCGGCGACUGGUUCUGCGUUUUCUCUUCCUUUUCCCUGUGAAAACGCGGCAGCCGCGAACCACGUAGAAGUCGUCGAUGACGAGGAGUCUCUCGGCUCCGACGACGACGCAGAUAGUUUGGGAGGCCAGCGAGAAGGCGAGAGCGAGGGAGAAGAAGAAGUCAAGAAAUUCAUCCCCUUCAGAUUUAUUCGCGGCCUGUGGAUUGACGUCGAGCACGAGGGUCUCGCGGGUCAGGAGGAAGAAGACGAGAACGACGACGAGGCGCAAGAAAAGCCUUCUCCUCGGGCGUCAGAGAGUCGAUCCCGGGGGCUCUGCUUUUCUUCACUGCCUUUACUUCUGGAUUUCCGGGCCUCUGUAGAGGCAGCGUAUGGAGGCGAGGAAAACUUGAGGGAUCCACGGACGCUGGAGACUGCGAUUCUCCAGGCCUCUGAACAGUCGUUUCCUUCUCUCUCUUCUCUCGCGUCGCCUUCCCCGGGGGUAGGACCCGACGGCGCGGGCCGUGGAGCCCCGGCAGGCCUGCUGACCCCUGGGGGGCCCGCCGGAGACGCGGGCCUUCCGGGGCGCGGGGGGUACGGGCUCGACGGCGGAAGUUUGCAAUACCGGCCGAGUAAACUGGAACUUUGCGUGGCAAGCAUCGAGCAAAGACUCGCUCGACAACGCUUAAUUGCCAAUCCGAAAGACAUUCUACGUGGGGGGGGCGGAGCUGGAGGAGUCUACUAUGACAAAGAUGACGCGUUCCUCGACGACAGCGAAACGUUUCGAGAGUUUGGGAUGGACCCUUCUGCAGACUUCGACGACCAGCAGACCGUCUCAGGAGCUCCUUCUGAAAGUGGAAUGGACGACGAGGACGCGUACGACGGAACAAGCGAGUUCGUUUGUGACAACGACCCCACGAUGGAAGACUCAGAGCCAGAGGAGACGGACAGCAGUGCGAAGAAGGGUCGGAAGCUACAGCAGGACGACGAAAAGUUCAAUCCGCUCGCCUGGAGGCGCUUCAAAACCUCGCUGAAACAAAACAUGACAGACGAGGCGUUCAGUGUCCUGCUGAGCAUGGAAGAAGAACUGGAAUCUCUUCGUGCGACCGACGGGGACGACCCAGUGCCUCAGGCGAUUGAGAAAAUCAUGUUGAAACACUUGAGGAAGUCCUGGAGUGAGCAGCUGGCGAAUCGACAAGGUCCCGAGCGUCUCGUCGAAUUGGUGAGAGGGAAGAAGAUCUUGUCGGCGAAAGGUUGCUUGUCGUACCUUUAGACGUGUCGAUAUAAUUAAACUUGAUUUUUCUGAGAUUCAAAAAUGAAGCUCUCCUUGAUGCGGAUUGGACAGACUCGAGCGUAAGACUCUGAACAUGGCCGCUUUUGUCUCUCGCGUCCAGAGGUCCUGCACUUAGAUUUGGAUGCCGUGGAAACGUUGCGCUCGUUUUCUUGACUUUUUUUCAAUGCCCCAAGAUUUAAUGAUGUGUGAGGCACUGAAGCAGGCUGUCGUCGUACACCUGUCUAAAAAGCUUAAAAAGCGAGUUCCUGGCUACGUCGGAAUUUAGUAAAACUCGACCUCGCUGAGAGGUAAACGCGACGGUUUCAACUACACGCACUUCGCGAUCAAGACUUCUUUUCACGGAAACUUGACGAAAUCCCUCGCUGUAGCGUUUCCUUUGCAUCUCUCAUGUUUCUGGUUUCCUCCUCUUAUUCCGUAUGUUUGUGCAUUUCUUGUGUGUUUUUCUUCGGUUUCGCUUUGUCAGAACUGGGCGCUCGUGAAUAAAAUGGGGAGUGCCUUGCAUGCCAUUUCGCGCGAGUGUGGCGUCUUUCUCGUCCACGUAAGUUGCAAAUGACAAAGGCGGGGAAAAACGAGUUUUAGAGACGCAGAGUCUCUCCGUUUCUCUUCUCCCACACUGAGGCUAGGGUUUUCCAUCGCGGGCAAAAGCAGGGAUUGUCGAGAAAAAAAGAGAGACGAUGAGGGGGGGAAAUAGGGAGAAAAAAGAGACGAGAGGUAGAGGAAGGGAGGAAAGAGGAGAUGAAGAGAGGCAGUUUGAGAGGCAGGCCACAAAAAUGUGUGCACGCAUAGAGAGACGCCUUUGCUGUUUCUCUGAUGUUGUCUGGGACGCCGCUGAGAAAGCGACGUUGCAUCUGAUAUGUUUCUCGUAGAGUCUCCGGGGGACGACAGAGCCUUGCGUUUCGUCUCUCCACUUCCCCCCCGCUUCAUCACGACGCCUUGGUUGUUUUUCGCAGAAAACGUGGGUGCGCAGAACGCUUGUGCACAACAGCACGGUGUAUGAGUACCUCCUUCUCCAGCUCUUCGACAUGAUUAAAAAGUCUCCCCUCUUCAGGAAAGACGACCCUGCCGUCAUCCAGAAAGUCCAGGAGAACGAGAUACAAUGUGAACUUGUACGAGCGACGCGCCCGAAGGUUCCGCGAACUCCAGUUCCAGACCGUUGUUUGCCGAGCAGCCGUCGAGCAGACCGGUGUAUGCACACCUGGGGUUGGUUUGCCAGCCACCGGAGGCGGGAUUUCUCUGACGGGAAAAGGCGCCUGGAGUUAGCUUUGUGCAUCCACAAAAGGCGGGAGAAACCAAUUCCAGCAGCUCCUAACGUUGGUGAUUAUAUAUAUAUAUAUAUAUACUUUCGCGUACAUGUAUAUACAAACACACUACAUAAAAUAAAUUCAUGUACGUCGGCUUGGUUGUAUAGCUGUCACCUAGGUGUAACUGGACAGUGGUGCUUCGACGUUAGUGUGUUUGGCAUUUGUCGGUUCGCGACUCUUUCGCGUGUUUCUCACGUCUUCAUAGGCUUUGUCUCUGCGUAUUAGUAGCCGCCUUUGGGGGGUAUUGUCUCGGCGUUGCUGCCGCGGAGAGUUCCAGUCGUGUCACCGUGUGGGUUGCGUUCUUUCGCCUUUGUUGUUGUGUUUGCCGGGUGUGUGUGGUCACACAAUCGGGAUCAACGAAAACUAGAAAAGACGGGACACAAAUAAAUGCGAAGGGGGGAUUCAACAGCCGAUUCCAAAAACGCAGAACGUUUCUCUGGCGAUCAGACCCGUAGACACAGUCCAUUCAACAACGUAAGCGUUUCUGUGCAGCAAUGGCUUUUUGGAGCGCACCGUCACGCAUGAGACGUGAAAGUGGGAGAAAUUUACAGAACAGAGAAGCAGAGGCAGUGAACAAGGACACACGGUAUGUUUCGUCGCACAGUGCGUGCUUGGUUUCUGAGUCCCGACGGUGCACUUGACGAAGCGGAUUUUUGUGAUUUUCGGGGGAGGUUUUUCAGUGGACUGAAGCCGGGCAGGAACUGUAGGGUGUGAAAUGGUACAGACAACAAACUCUUUUGAAGAAAUAAAUGGUAGGAUAUUCGCCAUUUCGGUUAUGUUCCGAAAAAGCGUGCGUCGCGUGUGGGAUUCGCGUUUUUGACGCCAGUCAAAAAGCUGCAAGGCUGUCGGAUUUCGGGAAAAGCCGAUUCAGAUAAACACCGAGAGUUACAUGAAGAAUAACGGAACACGGCCGAUCCGCUGAGAUGUCACGCAUCGGCGCUUUUUGUACACUGAGACUUUUUCCGGGAAACCCUUUCGGCAAAAACUAUCCCAAAGCGUAACCCAGGGGGUCCCCUCUGCACUACGCAGCAGCCUCACAUUUUCCUUUGUUAUGGACCCCGUCGUUUUACAGCUGUCAAUUGGUUACCACAGAAAAUAGACAUCUAAUCUCCAGCACGAAAGGCAGGCAGAGUCUUUUUGACCACUUCACAGAAGCGCAGGGAGCGAAUCGGUUACGAGAUGAGGGAGGCGUCAGUGGAAAUGAAGAGGGUGAAGAUGUUGCCACUCUCCAGGCAGUGCAAAAGUGUCAGUGGCGGCGAGACAAGUCCAAAAUUUGGUGAGUCCUCAUACCCCCCACACAAGCUGUUGUACGGACCACCGGCACCCUACCAUCAAGCCACCCCAGUGAUCGUCGCGACAGAGUCACCAGUUGGUACGCAUACUUCCCAAGCAGAAACUUUG